Molecule: messenger RNA, 2361 nt
Organism: Camelina sativa (false flax)
Lineage: Eukaryota; Viridiplantae; Streptophyta; Magnoliopsida; Brassicales; Brassicaceae
Source: RefSeq, a predicted model, not a curated record
AUUCCAGCGGGAAAUAAGAGAGAGAGAGAUGGCGAUUGUGAUGUCGACUGGUUUUCAGAUCUGAGAUGGUUUUUUUUGUUGAUGGUGGGGGAGGGAGAGAUUGUCUCUCACUUCCUGGUUUCAAAUUUUGCGCUCGGGGAUGGAGCGGAAUUCCAUCCUGGACUUGAUUUAAGAUCCGAUUCGUGUGGGUAGGGUUUGGUUUCAAAAGGGGAUAUUCGAUCUCGGUGGGUUCUUAUUCCAUGAUUUCUAUGGAUCUGGAAUUAGAGGUGUUUAUCAAUAUGGAUUCUGGUGUGAUCAAGGUUGGGCAGAUUCAGUCUAUUUUCUGCGAUUUGGGGCUGAUCCGGAUUGCGUCUUCAUUAUGUCGGAUCGGGGUGUGGAUUUCUCUGUGCUGUAAGUAUGGAAAUGUUCACGUUUUAUCGCUGACGAUUAAGGCAACUGGGAUUUUCAGAGUAAUGGUGAUGCGAUCGGAUUUUAUUGGGUAGUGAUUUGCAUAUCCUUUAUUCGAUUUCGUAGCGGUAAUGGGGCAAGUUUUGUAGAGGAGGUAUUUAUGCGGUGGCUUGGGUUCUGUUCAGGAAUCACUUUGCUCAUUAUUUCCCUUGGGUUCUCUUUAGUUCAUCUCAUUUCGUGUAUCAUUCUCUGGUUAUUUUUCUUGGGUGGUGGUCAAAGCUUCUUAUUGUUGCGAGAUAUUGCUCAGUUAGCGUUCACCAAGAGUAAGGCUUCAUUGGUUCGCACCAACACAGUGACAAUCUCCAACUCGGUCUUGGCUCAGAGAAUUCAGCAGUUUUCUAUGAUUCUCAUCGGGAGGUUAACGAAUCCGUCUUGUCAGAGAAUGGAGUCAGUGAUAGCCAACUUCCCAAAGGUUUGGAAACUUGAGGAGAAGGUAGUGGGAGCGGAUCUAGGUCAAUGGGUCUUUCAGUUCAACUUUGAGGAUGAAGAGGAUAUCCUGUCUGUUUUACAGAAUGGUCCAUACCAUUUUGAUGGGUGGAUGGUUUUCUUGGUGAGAUGGGAGCCAAUCAUUUCCUCCUCUUAUCCUUCUGCAAUUAACUUUUGGGUGAAGGUGACUGGGAUUCCAAUGCAUUUGUGGGAGGUGGCAACCCUUGAAGCCAUUGGUAAGAAGAUUGGCAAGAUUCAAGAAGUUGAUGAAGAGUCAGGUAGUCUCUGUGUUUGUGUCAAUGGGUUUAAUCCUUUGAUUACAAAGAUGGUGGUGCCAUUUGCUACUGGUGAUGAAAUUGUGGUUACUCUAUAGUAUGAGAAGUUAGGGGGUGUAUGCGAUCACUGCUCUAGGAUGACUCAUGAUUCGAAAGUGUGCCCUGAGGUUCUUAAGUUGGGUACUGGUCACGGUAGUGAGGAGCUUUCAGAUAAAAGGGGUGGACAAAGGCAGCUUCCUUUGGUGAAGCAAGAGGUGCAUCAUAAAGUUGGGGGUUGGGAGAAGCCUUGGAAGCAUGCUAGGAGAGCUUUAGAUUUCCAGUCUGCGGAAGCUGGUGAGUAUGGAUAUUUCCCACAACUUCGUCAUGGUGAUAGUGGUCUUCAUGGUCCUCGGCAACAGGAGAGGUUUCAUGGUCAGAUUUGGGGUCAACAGAGGAGCUUUGGGGAAACUGCUGCCCGUGAAGAAGGGUCUCGUCGCGGCUUUCAUUCUGGUGGAGGGGAAUCCUCGAGUAAGGCUCCCGGUUUCCAUCUUAAAAGGAAAGGUGCGGGGCUGGCUUGGCCAAAACCUUUAUAUAUGGUGAAGCAGGCUCCUAUGGAGAAGCAUUCCCAGCCGAGUCUUGAGAAUAAUAUGGAGAUCUCCAGAACUGGUGACGCAGUAGCGGUUAGGGACCAGGCGGGAUACUCUCAGAAGGGUGAUGGGGUGGCUGCUAUGGCUAUGGACUUUGUGGUUAAAACAGAUGAUCUGUUGGAGGAUGGUGAGUUUAAUGACAAUGCCAAGGGUGACCUUAAGAUCGUCCAGGAAGAGGGUAAUUUCCAGGAAGAGGGUAUUGAGUUACACACUGGUCAAGGGACUGACUUGCAAACUGAUCAAGAGUCUGAUAUUCCGAGUGAUUCUGAUGGUGGUCAGCAAGGUGAUGGGAACAAACAGAAGACGUUGGGGAAACAGGAACACUUUACAAUGGGCGGUAAACCAUCGGAUGGUGGUCGUCUAGGCAAGAAAGGGAUGGGGGCUCUCCCGAAACCGCCGGUUAGAACGUGAAGAUCCUGAGUUGAAACUGUCAGGGCAUUGGGGCUGAUCUGACAUAAAAUUAUUUGGGUGAUUUGUGGAAGAAAAGUUUUUCUUAUUUACAAAAAUUUCAGAAAAAGUUUGGUUAUAAUAAUUUGUAUACUGUUGAACCCCGCGGGUCUAGCGGUGGCCUUGCUUUAUUUUUUAUA